This is a messenger RNA of Dictyostelium purpureum, 891 nucleotides long. RefSeq lists its product as uncharacterized. Gene Ontology annotation, biological process: regulation of gene expression; G1/S transition of mitotic cell cycle; protein phosphorylation. Gene Ontology annotation, molecular function: ATP binding; cyclin-dependent protein serine/threonine kinase activity; cyclin binding. Bases 1 to 891 code for a protein of 296 amino acids. The record is from RefSeq and is a predicted model, not a curated record. The transcript is spliced from 3 exons. Gene Ontology annotation, cellular component: cytoplasm; cyclin-dependent protein kinase holoenzyme complex; nucleus. Lineage: Eukaryota; Evosea; Eumycetozoa; Dictyosteliales; Dictyosteliaceae.
AUGGAAGGUGAUGGUGGUCUUUCAAGAUAUCAAAAAUUAGAAAAAUUAGGUGAAGGUACCUAUGGUAAAGUUUAUAAAGCUAAAGAGAAAGCUACUGGUAGAAUGGUUGCUUUAAAAAAGAUUAGAUUAGAAGACGAUGGUGUACCAAGUACUGCUCUUCGUGAAAUUUCUUUAUUAAAGGAAGUACCACAUCCAAAUGUUGUUAGUUUAUUUGAUGUACUUCAUUGUCAAAAUAGACUCUAUUUAGUAUUUGAAUAUUUAGAUCAAGAUUUAAAGAAAUAUAUGGACUCUGUACCAACUUUAUCUCCACCAUUAAUAAAGAGUUAUCUUUAUCAAUUAUUAAAAGGUUUAGCCUUCAGUCACAGUCAUCGUAUUCUCCAUAGGGAUUUGAAGCCACAAAAUCUUUUAAUUGAUCGUCAAGGUGCUCUCAAACUUGCUGAUUUCGGUUUGGCCCGUGCUGUUAGUAUUCCAGUCCGUGUUUAUACUCAUGAAAUUGUUACUCUUUGGUAUCGUGCUCCAGAAGUUUUAUUGGGCUCAAAGAGCUACUCAGUUCCAGUCGAUAUGUGGUCUGUCGGCUGUAUUUUUGGUGAAAUGUUAAACAAAAAACCAUUAUUCAGCGGUGAUUGUGAAAUUGAUCAAAUCUUUAGAAUCUUUAGAGUACUUGGUACUCCUGAUGAAACCAUUUGGCCAGGUGUCACCAAACUUCCAGAAUAUGUUUCAACUUUUCCAAAUUGGCCAGGACAACCAUUCCCUAAAAUUUUCCCAAGAUCUGAUCCAUUGGCUAUUGAUUUAAUUUCUCAAAUGCUUCAAUAUGAACCAUCAAAGAGAAUUUCAGCAAAAAUGGCUUUACAACAUCCAUAUUUCAAUGACCUUGAUCUCAGUUUCUUCUAA